AUGUCGACACAGUAUCGCGAAGUAUGUCAAGAAAGGCUGUUGGAAAAUAACGGCCAACUCUUGAAGGAUUCUGGAUUCCAGCCGUCAUCCUACCAGGUGUAUGAUGCCAGCGCGUCGCACAGCUAUGUUACAGCAAGAUUCAAGCAUUUGAUGACUGAAGACGGCCACGCCGUGAUCACAGGAAGAGAUGCGACAUCAUUUCAGUAUUGUGGGGAUGAGCCGAUUCAAAUUCCUGGAGCCAUUCAGAGCUUUGGCGUGAUGAUCGCGCUGCAAGAAGAAGCCGCCAACCGACUUGUGGUCCGUGUGGUCAGCGAGAACUCCUACGAGCUUAUCGGCUAUUCUGCAGCGCAUUUAUUCGAACUAGAAAGCUUUUGCGACAUCCUGUGUAUUGAUCAAGCAGAGGAGCUAUUGAAACAUGUGAAGUUUGCUCGUGACAAUGUUUUGAACCUCAGUGUGGAUGGCCCUGAGGUUUUCUCACUGGCGAUUGUCUCGACCUCCGGCGAAAUGCGUCACUUUUGGUGUGCUUCGCAUAUCGCACAAGCCCGGAAUGAACUCAUUAUCUGUGAGCUUGAGCUGAAAGAUGACAAGAUCAACCCACUGAAUGAUAAUGGACCCACUUGUCCGCCCUAUCCAAUAUGCACUCUCGGUUAUCUCCCCACUAUUGAGCAAUUUAGUGCCAGCACUACAGUGGUCAGUCAGCCACUCCGAAUGCUCCACAGUCUUCGACAUUGCAAGGAUGAGGCGGCAGUGGUGGAGGUUUUCAGUCUUUUGUCCCAGAUUCAGGAGCAAUUAGGCUCGAUCAGCGACCUUGAUACCUUGCUCAACACAGCUACGGGAGUCAUCAAGGAUAUUACGGGAUUCCACAAAGUUCUGAUCUAUCAAUUUAAUGGCAUGUGGAAUGGCCGUGUUGUUGCUGAAUUGGUCGACCCCAGAGCAACUGUUGACUUCUAUAAAGGGCUUCACUUUCCGUCAUCCGAUAUUCCAGCACAGGCCCGUGAGCUAUAUAUGAUAAAUAAAGUUCGCCUCAUCUAUGAUCGUGACCAAGAAACAUCACGGCUAGUAUGUCGAACACUGGAAGAUCUGGAAAUGCCCUUAGACAUGACACAUUCAUAUCUUCGUGCUAUAUCACCUAUCCAUAUCAAGUACCUCACCAACAUGGAAAUACGGUCCUCUAUGUCAAUCAGCAUCACCUCUCGUGAUAAGUUAUGGGGCUUAAUAUCCUGUCAUUCAUACGGGAAUAAGGGUAUACGCGUCGCAUUUCCAAUUCGCAAGAUGUGUCGUCUAGUAGGCGACAUAAUCUCUAGGAAAAUUGAAUCCCUUUCCGACGCAUCUCAGAUACAAGCUCGGGAGUUAUUAAGUACGCUCCCUAGCCAAACUAACCUAUCAAGGUACAUCAUUACGUCCCCGGAUGAUUUAAUGCAGCUUUUUGAUGCAGACUACGCCGCUAUCUCUUUAUGUGAUGAACGGAAAAUUAUUAGCAAAGAAACAGAAUCGCCUGAAGUCCUUACUAUUUUGGCAUUUCUCUCGGCACAGGAACUAAACUCCGUGGUCGCCUCUCACAAUAUCACCAAUGACUUUCAAGGACUACGUUAUCCUCCGGGCAUCAACACUAUAUCUGGAAUGCUAUAUAUGCCUUUAUCCGCCGAUGGCAGGGACUUCAUGGUCUUCUUGCGCAAGGGUCAAGAAGCGGAAAUUACAUGGGGAGGCAAUCCUUAUUAUACCACGAAGCUUAAGGAGACAGCAAACCACUUGGAGCCCCGUAACAGUUUUGCAGCAUGGCGAGAGACAAUUCGGGGUCAAUCCCGUGAGUGGUCGAAAGAUGAUUUGGAUACAGCCGCUGUAUUGUGCCUCGUUUACGGGAAAUUCAUAAAAGUAAGGCGCCACACAGACUCAGCGUUGCGAGACUCCUAUAUCAUCAAGGUGUUGCUGGAAAAUCCCGCUCAUAUGUUUCACUCGCCGCUAAAUGCAAUCAUCGAAGAUCUUGAGACUUCACUAAGAGGUGCUCUCGAUGCGGACACUCAAGAAAGCUUGGAAAGGUCGUAUCCUGCUUCCAGAUCUUUAGUUUUUAUCAUCAAUGAUCUUUUGGAUAUGUCCAAUACCAAGAAAGGACAAAAUCUUGCCUCUCUCACAAGGGAGCAACACGGUUUUACUGAUCUUGGAAUUCCUUCGAGUGAAUUCAACUUGGGUAUACAUGCAUGGUGUAUCGAUGUGAUCUAUGAGCCCCCCUCAAAGUUGAAUCCUGAUAUACAAGGCUUUUUCCUGGUCGAAUGGCAAACUUUUAGCUUACAAGGCCAAUCAAUGUAG
Messenger RNA from Penicillium cataractarum, 2304 nucleotides. RefSeq names its product CheY-like superfamily. Bases 1 to 2304 code for a protein of 767 amino acids. The transcript has a single exon. NCBI's taxonomy places the organism in Eukaryota, Fungi, Ascomycota, Eurotiomycetes, Eurotiales, Aspergillaceae. Gene Ontology annotation, biological process: detection of visible light; regulation of DNA-templated transcription; signal transduction. Gene Ontology annotation, molecular function: protein binding; phosphorelay sensor kinase activity. The record is from RefSeq and is a predicted model, not a curated record.